Messenger RNA from Dentiscutata erythropus, 1578 nucleotides. Lineage: Eukaryota; Fungi; Glomeromycota; Glomeromycetes; Diversisporales; Gigasporaceae. The record is from the annotation of a GenBank genome assembly.
AUGUCUACUGACGCGUACUUCGAAGAUUUAACUCACUGCUCGUUACUUGGCUUCCUGGAGCACAAGCGUCCAACAGAAAAAGACAAAGCCUACAGUUUGUAUAAAGGAACACUUAGUUUCAUUUCUAAAGACGAUACCAUCAAGCCAGAAAGAAGAACUCGCGCGAAAGCUUGUCUAAAACAUUUUAAGGUGAUGUUUCAUACUUUCUUUGUUAAAAUCUUUCCACUUGACCUUUGUGUCGUACGUCAAUGGAGACUUACCAUCGUCCUAUCCCAUCCUCUUGCGACCUCUGUGUCGUUGAGGGAGCUAUUUUGUUCGACCUCUGAGUCAAUGGGUGAUGGCCUCAGUGCUGGUUUGGAUUUCACGCUACCUCCUAACCUCUGUGAACAAGCUGAUUCAGUGGCAGUGAACCAAUAUUGGACGGAUCUGGAAAAGAAACAACUGGAGGAUUUGAUUUCUCUCGAAGAGUCUUUACAUGUUCUAGACGCGACAAAAGAUACACGAAAUCAAGGUCACUUACUACGAAAAACAGUUACAAAAAUUAUUGAAAAACGGAGUACCACAAACCAUAUACUUACGGAAAAUAACGCAUUAAAUUCAAAUCCUCUUAAUAUAAGAAAUGACAAUGUUUCUAAUGCCUAUUCUAAAGGCACUAGAUUGUCGUUAUUAUUUGAUGAAUCAAACGAAAAUGCCCUCGUGGAAUGUAUUGAUGAAAAAGUACUUGAGCAAGAGAAUAUAUUGCCACGAGAUCAACGAAAAAAUAUUGAUGCAGGCAUUGUUGAAUCUUUUUACAAAUAUCAAAAAACAAUUCCAAAAACCCGUAGAGUUUUCACUCCCGCAUAUUGGGGAAUUCUAGACUUAACCGAAUUUGCUGAAAAAAUUUCCUGGAAACCAAUGCCACCAGAAAAGAAUGUACGAGAAUACUUUGAUGAUAAUUGUGCGAAAAACGCAGAUGAUAAUCAUGACAUCGAAAAAUUAGAUGCAAAUAUCCAGUUUAUGAAAAGCGGUGCAUCUAAUUUUCGAGGAAUGAUGACGGAGGAAGAAUUAAAAAUGAGUUCGACAUUUCCUCUAUUUAGUGGGAUAUUGACAUCCGAUAAAAUUAAAAAUAUUUGGGGGGAAGUCCAAGCCUUAUCCACAAAUUAUGCACGUAAUGAAAAGGCGAAAGUAUCGGGAGGGUUAGGUCCUCUUGGAAUACCCACCGCCUGUCGUAAAAAGCGUUAUCUUGACAAGGUAAAGCUUAUGAUAGUAAUGCGGGACAGCAUAAAUAGGCUUUUAAGAGAAUGUAAUCACGUAGCAUUUGAAAAACGUACAAAUUUAAUUGUAUAUGGGUGGCUCCAAUUCGGUUUAGAAUUGAGCUUUUAUGCCAUGGAUUGGUCAGGAGCCGGUAUGUACAGAUUUGGGUUAGUGGACCGAUGCAGAUUACCGUCUGAUGAGGAUGAAUUUGGGAUACUUGAGGAUGCGUACUGUAUCCUUAAAUUGCUUGAAAACAAAUCACUUAAGAUCGAGAAAAGGAAACGAAGGCAAAUUGCAUCUGAAACUGAUGCGGAAUUGAAUGAAAACCGUUCCCCUAAAAGAUAG